CCAGUUCUAUAGAAAAAACAGCAGCAACGAGGUUGUGUUGAUGUGGUGGUGCACACAUGAAUGAACUUCCCCCGUUGGCAGGCUGUAGAUCCAAGCAGCAGGAAGGAAGGGAGAAUUCUGAGAGUUGAUUUUUACUAAUGGCGAGGCUUGUGGCCUAUUUCACCCUCCUCACCUCCGCACUUCAUGCAGGUCCAGUGAGGAGAAGACAAACCUGUCUGCAGGUCUGUGAUGCACCCCGGUGCCCGGUCCCGCCCCACGCCUGCUACUACGGACAGGUGAAGGACGGAUGCGGCUGCUGCGUGGUGUGCGCAGCCGGGGAGGGCGAGGCGUGCGGGGCCGGCCUCUCCUGCGGUGACGGGCUGCGGUGUGACUCUGGGCCUGGCUCGGGCGGGGUCCACAGCUCCUGCGUGUGUGCCUCCUCCGGGCCGGUGUGCGGCAGCGACGGCAGGACAUACCCCAGCACCUGUCGCCUGAGCGCCGAGAACAGGAGAGCCGAGUUCGAUGAGACCCCCCCGGUCGUUUUGGUCGGGAGGGGUCGGUGUGAUUCGGGAUUGCAGCAUCCAGGGAGUAUGCGCUACAAGUUCAACUUCAUUGCGGACGUUGUAGAUAAGAUUGUCCCGGCCGUGGUGCAUCUGGAGCUGUUCCAAAGAGGGCCGUUUUCAAGCGAGGACGUCUCUGUGUCGAGUGCCUCCGGGUUCGUGGUGUCAGAGGACGGCUGGAUCGUCACCAAUGCACACGUGCUCGCCAACAAGCGGAGGGUGAAAGUGGAGCUGAGAAGCGGCGCGCAGUACGACGCCACAGUCAAGGACGUGGACCAGAGGAUGGACAUCGCGCUCAUCAAAAUUGAACCAGAUUCGCCCCUGCCUGUGCUGCGUCUGGGCCAGUCCUCGGACCUGCGCCCCGGAGAGUUCGUGGUGGCGGUGGGGAGCCCGUUCUCCCUGCAGAGCACCGUCACCACGGGCAUCGUGAGCACCGCCCAGCGCCCCGGCCUGGAGCUCGGCCUCCAGGACUCCGACAUGGACUACAUCCAAACGGAUGCCAUGAUUAAUUACGGCAACUCCGGGGGACCGCUCGUCAACCUGGAUGGAGAUGUGAUCGGCAUCAACACUCUGAAAGUGGCGGCAGGAAUCUCUUUUGCCAUUCCCGUGGACAAAUUAUGUCAGUUCCUCACCGAGUCCCACAACCGACGAGUCCACGAAAAUGUGGCACCAAAGAGGAAAUACAUCGGCGUCCGGAUGCUGGCACUCUCACCACCCUUGAUCCAAGAGCUCAAGGAGCGCGAGGAUGACUUUCCGGACGUGAGCUCGGGGGUUUACGUUUUCCAGGUGCUACCUGGAGCAGCAGCAUCCAGCGCGGGCAUGAUCAGCCACGACGUCAUCACCGGCAUCGACGGGCGGCCCGUCCGCACCGUGGACGAGGUGAGCGACGCCGUCCGGACGGGCGCCGCGCUCUCGGUGGUGGUGAGGCGGAAGGACGGGGACGUCACGCUGAGGGUCACCCCCGAGGAGACGGACUGAAGGUCCACGCAUGUGAAUGUCAAAAACUGAGAAUAAAUUGUAGUCUCUCUUAACGUACCGGACUGACUGGUGGGAACGGCUGUUGCUGAUUUACAUUACUUUGUCUAUUCCGUGCUCACGACAAACCUCGAGUUCAAAAGAGACUGGAGGUGUUCGAGGCGUCAACAGAGCCGGUCGGACGGCCCGUCCACUUCCUGUUUAUUCUGCAAUCGGCCGCGGUUCACCUGGAGGCUAGACGGGGUAGUCGGCAAUGAAUUACAGUGAAUGGAGCUAAAUGGCAAAGAAACGUAUUUACACCUGCUUCUAGUCAGAUUCUAUGGUAUUCUUGACAGAUAUAGUAUCGAUUAUACAUCAGAAUUGAAAUGUCCUUAAGUUUCCCUUCCAGGGAGGGUUAUUUUUCCCAUAUUAUGCUAGAAUUCUGCCAAAGCUGAUUGGUCAGUGAAGGAAUCACGACGGGACUCCUUCCUCGAUGCUACAUGGAGAAUAAUGAAAGUGAAUGAAGUGGAAUGACGACCUAGAGGAAAGGAAGCAAUGCCAACAGCUCAAUCAGCAUAACUGUAACCAAAAUGGUGAAUGCCAUGUCAUUUGUGGCGCGUGACGUCAUAAAGACUCACAAAUGGAACUACAUGUUUCUACCCUUUAUAUCGAAAACAUAAAGAAUAUUGAGAUUUUUUCACGCGCCCGGUCGUUGUGGACUACCACGCCGUCGCCACCUACACAACCUAGAAGUUGUGAGAGAAGAAGUUCUCCCAAUAUUAAAUAUAAGAGAAUAUAAUUCCAUUUGUGUUUAAUUUGCAGUAAUAGUAUAUAAAAUUAAAUAAAUUCACAUUCAGGCGCUAUGAUUUCAGGUCAAAUAAGUGUAUGACUCAAAUCCUCCUCGAUCAUUUGAUUAUGUCCAAAAAUAUAAAAAUAAAAGUUCUUGCACGAGGCCUAUUGUUUCUGGAGGCU
Messenger RNA from Scophthalmus maximus (turbot), 2465 nucleotides. RefSeq names its product HtrA serine peptidase 4 (gene htra4). Gene Ontology annotation, molecular function: protein binding; serine-type endopeptidase activity. Gene Ontology annotation, cellular component: extracellular region. The record is from RefSeq and is a predicted model, not a curated record. The transcript has 9 exons. The coding region runs from base 138 to 1517 and encodes 459 amino acids. Gene Ontology annotation, biological process: proteolysis; programmed cell death; positive regulation of apoptotic process. Lineage: Eukaryota; Metazoa; Chordata; Actinopteri; Pleuronectiformes; Scophthalmidae.